Molecule: messenger RNA, 1380 nt
Organism: Quercus robur (English oak)
Lineage: Eukaryota; Viridiplantae; Streptophyta; Magnoliopsida; Fagales; Fagaceae
Product: peroxidase 12
Exons: 3
Coding region: 135-1220 (361 amino acids)
Biological process (GO): hydrogen peroxide catabolic process; response to oxidative stress
Cellular component (GO): plant-type cell wall; plasmodesma
Molecular function (GO): peroxidase activity; heme binding
Source: RefSeq, a predicted model, not a curated record
UACUUUUACCAGCGUACCCCAUGGGACUAUUCAAACAACUAGACAGAGCUUUUCUUCCUCUCUUUAAAUAGUGACCCUCGUUGCUCUUUAUCUUUCCACAACUCAACAAUCAACAAAGAAAACCCAACAUCAACAUGGCUGCUAGUUUUACUUCUUCUUUUCCCUUGUUCAUGCUUUUGAUCUCUUCUCUUUUAUUACUGGGUUCCUUUGCUUGUGCCUCAGAGAAACAAUACGCUGCCUCUGCCCCUGUAAACAAAGGACUGUCAUCGGCGUUCUACGAAUCAAGCUGCCCUGACCUUGAAUCAAUUGUCAGAAAACAGCUUAAGAAGAUCUUCAAGAAAGACAUUGGCCAAGCCGCUGGCUUACUGCGUCUUCAUUUCCAUGACUGCUUUGUUCAGGGAUGUGAUGCUUCGGUGUUGCUUGAUGGAUCAGCCAGUGGUCCAAGUGAGCAGAACGCAAUUCCAAACCAGACUUUGAGGGCUAAGGCAUUUGAGAUCAUUGAGGCUCUACGUGAGCUUAUCCACAAGGAGUGCGGAAGAAUCGUCUCCUGUGCUGACAUAGUUGCUCUCGCUGCUCGUGACUCUGUUGUCCUGUCAGGAGGCCCUGAAUACAGUGUGCCAUUAGGAAGGCGGGACGGACAAAGCUUUGCUACACAAGACGUAACAGAGGACCUCCUACCCUCACCCAGAAGUAACGCUAGUACCCUUAUUGAAAAACUGGCCACCAAUCAAAAACUUGAUGCCACCGAUUUGGUAGCCCUCUCUGGUGGCCACACCAUUGGUCUUGGCCACUGCAGUUCUUUCACCGAGCGGCUCUACCCAACCCAAGACCCUACUAUGGCCAAAACAUUCGCCAAUGACCUCAAAGAAGUAUGUCCCAAAUCAGAUACCAAUGCCACCACCGUCUUGGACAAGCGGUCUCCUAAUAAAUUUGAUAACAAGUACUAUGUUGACCUCAUGAAUCGCGAAGGACUAUUCACUUCAGACCAAGACUUGUACACGGAUAGCAGGACUAAGGGCAUUGUUGAAAGCUUUGCUCUUGAUGAGGAGCUUUUCUUUGAGCAGUUUGCAAAAUCCAUGAUCAAAAUGGGACAACUGAGUGUGUUGACAGGCAAAAAAGGAGAAAUUCGGGCAGAUUGCUCUGUGAGGAACUCUGAUAAUGCAAAACUGAAAACCGUGGUGGAAGAGGAUGUGGACGUGGAAGCUCAUUCUGAGUUGUAAGAUAGUUUUUCAUAUUAAUCGUUGCUGCUGUUGUUCCAUUUGUGCACUUUGUUGUUUAAUAUUAUGUAUUUCUUUUGUAUUUUUGUACGUGUUUUCAGACUUAAUUUGUAUUGUAUACUCCUAAUUGCUUGUUUAAUGUGACACCUACUUUUAGUAAUAA